ACCUCCGGCCCAGGCCUCAACCUCAGCUCCCGGCCUCGGAGGCCAGUACAGUGGUAGCAGUUGGACUGACCAUUGCUGCUGCAGGAUUUGCAGGCCGUUACGUUUUGCAAGCCAUGAAGCAUAUGGAGCCUCAAGUAAAACAAGUUUUUCAAAGCCUACCAAAAUCUGCCUUCAGUGGUGGCUAUUAUAGAGGUGGGUUUGAACCCAAAAUGACAAAACGGGAAGCAGCAUUAAUACUAGGUGUAAGCCCUACUGCCAAUAAAGGGAAAAUAAGAGAUGCUCAUCGACGAAUUAUGCUUUUAAAUCAUCCUGACAAAGGAGGAUCUCCUUAUAUAGCAGCCAAAAUCAAUGAAGCUAAAGAUUUACUAGAAGGUCAAGCUAAAAAAUGAAGUAAAUGUAUGAUGAAUUUUAAGUUCAUAUUAGUUUAUGUAUAUGAGUACUAAGUUUUUAUAAUAAAAUGCCUCAGAGCUACAAUUUUAAAAAAUGAUUUAGCACCAGCUAAAUCUCAAAGCCUUGGUAUAAUUUUCUUGUUUAAAUUUGGGGAUUUUAAAUCAGAUUAUAGUUUAGAAUAUUUGCAUAUUAUGGGCAAGCACACACCAUCUGAAUAGAAACAUUGUUCAUUAUUCAUUUAGCAGAUAAUUUGGGACCUAUGUCUACUUUUCAAGGCAAAGUGAAGAUGACAGUCCUUGCUCUCUUUUAUUUCAUGCAUUAAAAAUAGUAUGAUAAAGAUUUCAGAGUACAGGUCUGGUACAAUCACAGUUCAUUGCAGCCUCAACCUCCUGGGUUUAAGCAGUCCUCCCGCCUCAGCCUCCCAAAGUACUGGGAUUACAGGCAUGAGUAUUAACAUUGUAUUCAGCUAGCCCCUUAAAGGUACUGACCAUUUAUAAAUUAUUCCUUCAGUUGGCUAUUUCUUGACAUAAAUCAAACUUCUGCAAUUGUUAUGAUUAAGCUUAAACACUGUUAGCAAAACUGAAAACUGAAAUGUUCUCAAUAUCAACAUAUUUAAUUUGGACUCUAAAAUUUAUUCACUAAUAAAUUUAAAUGAUGUUUAAAGGCAAAUUACUUACUGUUCGCCUAACAUAAAAUAUAUAAGGAUCUUAACCAGAGGACCUGUAAAAUAAAACAUCUGAUAUAAACUAGUAUGUAUUUCCCAACAGGAGUAUUUCUUAUGUGUAGCUCUAAGAUGAUAAAUUAUACUACCUACCAUCUAAACUUCCUUAAAUCAUCAUAAGGUUCUUAAUUAUUGGAGGAUACAAGGACUUUUGAGGUUAAAAAAAAUAGUGGAGGUAACAUUUACCUGCCGUAUAAAGUAAAGGUAUAUCUGCUCUUUGUGUUUUCUAUCCUAUACCCUUGUUUAAAAUCUGAUGGAGUCUGUUAUGAUUUAUUGUAUGAUGAAACACUGGCUUCUAAGACUUUUAUGCAGGAUAAAUUAUUUCCAGGGACAAGGAGACAUGAAGGUACAGCUGGUUCUUGUUUGUGGUAAUUCUGUUCUUUAAGGUGGCUAUGAACACUGAAUUGGCAAAUAAGGAACAAGUUCCUAAGAGAAACACAGAUUCUGUGACGCUUUGGUCACAAUAUUAUCUGCCAGUCAGUAUAUAACCUUGAUCGACCUGUUUCUGCUUGAAAACAUUCUUUAGUAUUUCAUUAACUUUGAAUUAACAGCCAACAGCACUAUAACUCAUGCUUGGCACAUCACGGCCUUCUUUGCAUUUAAGAACACUUGGUAGCACGCUUCACUACUACUCUUAGGAACCAUCUUAAAACAGCAAAAUCACCAACAAAAAGCACAAACAUGAAACUUGGCACUAAAUAGACCACAAAAAGGAUACCUGUUUAUGGUGUGAGAGCUUAAACAAGAUAAGAGCAUUGCCUUGUGCACAUAAAGUGGUUUAAAUUUUUUGUCAUUCUGCAAAUACUCACAAAUGACCAGAAAAGGAUGUUGAUUUCGGAGUUACAAAUAAAUUUUAGGAGUAGGCAAAUUCACAAAUAAGAAAUUCUAAUAAUGAGGAUCAACUGUAUUUUGGUUUACUAACCUUUUAUUUCAGUCCAUUGGACAAAUCAAAAAAUGUUUCUCUGAACAAGAGCUUUAUGAAGAAAUAGUUGAGACUUAAAAGCAAAUUUUUCAAAGACAGAUAGUGAUAAUAUGCCGACAGGCAAUGAAGCAUUAACUCUAAAAAGGGAAAUUUAACUUAAUAGGUAUAAAUACUUUUGAGUGUUCAGUGCAGACAACAUACCCGUUUUAAGACAGGUGUUAACACAAUGGAAACCACUUAAAAGUAAUACCAAGGAGCACAGCAGAGCACAUUUUUUUCUUGCAUAGUAAUCAGUUUUAUUUUCUCCAGGCUUACCUUUUUUAAGUAGAAGAAUCCAUGUUUCAUUGAAGGCUAUUAGGCAAACUGAACAUUUAAAUGUCAUCCAUGUGAGGGCUCUAGAUCAUGGUAGGUGAUUGAUACAAAUACGAUCCAUAAAAAAACUUUUAUCUUUUACUGGUAUUUUCUUACAAAAUACUUCAUCUGUAACAUUUGAGUACUUACAGUGUACUAGCACUGUGCUAAGUAUUCUUCCCGUAUCUCAGUAAACUAGUUAUGAUGUACAUUUUACAUGUGAGGAAAUGGAAGUUUAGUAAGGUUAAGCACCCAAGGCAACAUGCUGAGGAUGGCUGAUCUUUCUCAGAUCCUGAGUUCCAUUCUCUUAACUUUUUGUACUAUGGCCUUUACAGUUCUGAUAACCUAAGCAUGUUUUCCUUGAUGGUACUGAGAUGUGAGUCUAGUACUUAUCUCUACAGAUCUAGCUUGGGGCCUUUGUCUUUACUCAUUGGUGCUUCCAGAUACAUUUUAAAGAAGGCGGCAUGAUUAAACACACUUAGGGAAUGAGAGGUAGGUUGCCAGUUAAACUUCUGCAGAAGCCAAGUAAACAGAAGCCAGGUAAAUCUGAGCCUUGAGACUUCAGCUUUCUCUGUAAAAGGGAAAGAUACGUGACCAACCUGAAAUUGUGAGGAUUCCUCCACAUUUUAUGGCUUGGGAAACAAAAGUCCAGGGCAAAUGGUCUUUUUUCUAAGGUCCCAUGGCUAGUGAAACUAGAAUGAGGUCCUGGGUGUCCUCUCCAAUUCGCUGUUCAUAUUAGUCCUCAUUAGAAGUUUGUGGGGAAUUCCUAUCUAUAGCCUUCAUAUUAGACCUCAAUAUCAGAGAUUUUUGUGAGUCAGCCUCUUCCCUUGCCUUUACUGGCCAUCUGGGUUGACAUUAUUAGAAAUGAGUCCUGAGGUGCUGUAUAAAAACUGCUUUGUUGGUAAGAAGUGAGCUAUAAUGGGUUGUCCUGGAAAUUAACUCUUUCUCCACCUUUAGUUUUUAAGCAAGUUCUCCUGCCAUCAAGUAUUUUCCAAAUGAUGAGAGUACUUAUGGAAACAUUUAAAUAAAUGGAAAGCCAAUGAGAACAGAGAAAAAUUAGGGAACUAGCUUAAUAUAUUGCCACAUUGAAAGCUGUAUAAAUUCAGUAUACUGAAUAUGUAAUGCCCUCCCAUAAAGAAAACCUAAUAUCAGAAAUGUCUAAAAAUAAAAUUUUACGCAGGCAUAAUGCUUCAUUUAAAGGGUUAGUGGGGUUUUAGGUUAGAAUGCAGAGUUCUGUUUCAAUCAUGAGAAAUUGUAUAAGGCAUCUUUCUGUUGACAGCGACCUAAAAAGUUGUUUUGCAGUUCAGAAGCUUGUAGUAGGUUCACAUUGAGUGCACAUGAUCCUCCAAACAUGUUAAAUCUGAUGAAAAUUUAGAACAUGAAUCAACAAUGUCAAAGAACAGACUAAGCUUAAAAAAAGAAAAAACCCUGUAAAUUUUAUGUAAACAAAGUAAAAAAAAUUACAAUGUAGAAUGCUCUCCUAGGUUUUUGGUCAUGUAAAGUAUCCUGGAAUGAGUAACCUUGAGUACCAGUUAACUUGAAUGACCUAAGCUCUGGUUUUAGUUUUUGGACUGCUGUACAGUGUGCUGUUUAUCAGCUUAGAGCCAACUACUGCCUUAGCAACAAGAUAUAUAUAGGAAGAGCUUCUAUCCUGUGUCACCUAUUAUUCCUGACCCAAUAAUAGAACAGUCCAGUGAUAUGGGAUAAUCUGUUAUGGUUAACAUUUGCUAACACCUUACAGCAGUUUCAGUUAAUGAAAUUUCGAAUAUGUUUACAUUUUUCUUUACAACCUGAAGACAGCCAAGUUAGCUGAAAAAGCCUAGAGGUUGAAAUGUAAGCAACCAAGCAACAAUUAAGUAUAAAUUGUUUAUCUAGAAAAACUAUUGGAAAAUAUUUUUAAUGAAAAUUAGUACGUACAUUUUACAGUUAAUCCAAUUAAGAAGGUACAAAGGGGUAAACUUCCCCCCCAAAAAAAGAACAUCCUCAUCACUGAAAUACAAAGAAGUUCAAGAAGCUAGUAAGUAGCGUACCUAAUAGUGGGGCUGUAAAACUUGUGAAAAAUUACUUUGUCCUUGUUCGGAAUAUCUUAUAGAUUGCAUUCAGCAUAGUGGAAACAUGUCUGGGAUGGAUACAUAUGUAAAACAAACACCACUUAAAUUUGGCAUACUCCUUAUGAGAAUACUUGGGCAUUUGGUUAGAUGUUGCCCAGGGUCUGACAUGUGACUAGACUCAAAUUACUAUUGGAAGGGCCUUAAAGAUAUCAACUAGUCCAGCCCUCUCUGGUUGGAUAAAAUUGAAACCAUAGAGAAAAAGUUAAUAGAGCUAAAAUAGCGUUUUCUAAUUCUGUACGAUUACCUAAAGCAUCUUUUUGAAUUGUCAAAGGAAGAAAUAAGCAAAUGGACUGUGGGAAAUCAUCUUACAAAACUAUAGUUUUUCCAGGGGAAUUUUUGUGUACCUUACCUCAGUACUGGAAAUAAUAGUACAGAAGAUACAGAUGAAUCUGAAAUGAUAUACUGAUAAACUUUUUAAAGAUUUGUAAUUAGAUUGAACCAUAAGAAAUUGUUAAUAGUUGAUCAUUUUUGACCCUUACAAAAGUGGUAAUUUCCUACUGUUCAAUGUAAUGGACUUAAAUCAGUUUUAAGUUAACACCACUUGCUAACAGUCUGACUUCGGCAGAUUGCAGUUACUGCUUUAUUGCAAAAGCUCCUGAAAUAAAACCCAAAUACUAUCAGAGAUUAACAUGGGUUAUGAGCAGCUACAGUCCAUUCAAGUACACGUUCUAAUAAAGAACUAAAAUUAAAAAAAAAAAUAAGGGGCUAGCAAAUUCACUAUAGCAGACAGAUAUUCUUAUGAAAAAGCAUAAGGGAUCCAAAUCACGUAGCAAAGACAGGAAGACUGAGACAAUUAACAAACAUCCUUUUCUUUGGGAUUUUUUGCCAAAACAGUAGAUUCACAGUUCAAAUCCAAGUUCCUUGAAACCUUACAGAAGAAAAUCCAGGUGUAAUAUUCCUUUGCUGCCAUUCUUAACCACCAAUCAUCUGUCCCUGGACAUAGCCUGUUUUCCAUUUUUAUCUGUCCUUAGGCAACAGCCUAUGAGAAGACUAGUUGGUUUGAGCCUCAAAAGUGUAAAUCUGUUUGCAGAGGAUACAAAUGGUGCUGUUUCCCAAUCCAAGAUUUAGUUAACAUACCAACUUUUAUAAGACCCUCCUUAGGUUACAAAACUCUAGACACAGCCAACAGCAGCUACAAAAAUACGUGACUUAGCACAACAGCAAUGGAACCCAGCAUCAUCUCAGGUAAGUUUCUAUGAACUCACCAGUUUGAUGUGCUGCUUCUAAUUCCACAUUAAAAUACAAGAUUAUUUCAAAAUAAAGAUUUGUGUAUUCCUAUUACACUUUUGCCAAUUAUGUCUGAAGUGUUGAGACACCAUUUUGCACAAGUUGUAGCCCCCUUUAAGGCUUAACAAAGGUGAUGCCUAAAGCAAGAAUCCUAGGCCUCCCAAAGCUUCAGGAAAAGCAGGUCAUUUUUGCCACCAUAUAAUCUCAGCUGUUACUUCAUGAUUCCGUUCAGGUGUCAUAUAUGAAUUCACAUAUAUAUUGUGAAACAUUGUUGAAACUGCACAAGAUCUUCCAGAAUACCUUUUUUCCUUCUCUUUAAAGAGGGUCUCACUGGCCCAGAACUGAGUUCAAAUGAUGCUCCCACCUCAGGCUCCUGAGUAGCUAGAACCAAAGACAUAAGCUACCGCACCAGGCUCCAGAAUACAUCUUUUGCUUAAGUGUCUGUUUAGUGUAUACUGGCAAGUUCUUCCCAUAGCAACAUCUCAUCUAACUAGGAGGGCAGCCAAAAAGACGGACCCCUCUCAAAUACAUUUAGAAGGCUACCUGAAUUAAUGGCUACCCUUUGGGGAGUGGGCUCUCUAAAAAAACUGCGUAUUUAUCACAAUUCUGCACUACCUAUAUUUUUUAAAGGACAAGACAUUGGGUUUAGUCAUUUGUAAAGUAAUGAACUUAGUAUGGUUAUUGCUAGAAUGAAGAACUGGUUCAGCUAUACUCACGUUUCUUCCAUUCCCAUUGAAACAAUCUUUAUGGAAAAGGGAUGUUUAGUGUAUCUGACUAUUCUACGUGGGAGAAAAUGAAAAAUCAUUUUCUUUACCAUAUUUACCAAUGUGGCAUUAAUUAAAAUUCUAAUACCUUAUAAUUUUUAACCAAAUUAUGUAAGAGAACUAAGACAAUUUAACCUGUUUCUAGCUUUGAUCGAUUUAAAAAACCACAUUGUGGGUAAUUUUUUUAAAUAUCAGGACAUGAAAUUACUUGAUACCUUUUAUAUAUAAAGGACAGGAGUUGCACUACUCACACCUUACUUUAAAAUUCUGUUACCAAGAACCAAUUAGAAGGCCUCAGGAAAAAGCAAUUAAUACCAGCAAAUUUUAACCUUAAUCAGAAUAAUUUGAGGGCUAGGGUUAUAUAUACUGAGCUGGCAAAUUUUACAUUUUUAACUAUACCCUGAAUUAUCCUUCAGAGCAUAUAAAUUAAAAUCACAUUUUUAUGCACAUAAAAAAUUAACACAAACUGUGCACACAAAAAACACUUUGCAUAUGCCAAAUAAUACAAAGGGCUGUCAUUCUUGUUCAGUGGUCCAUAUAUUGUGGAACAAAGUCUUCCCCUAUGUCUAACAAUUACUUGACCUCACAGUUAGCUGUACUAACUGUUGUACCAUUAUUAAACUUCAUGUCUUUAUCUUCAUAAAAAUUAAGCUCUGGCUAAAACACAUACAUAAAGUUUAAUAACUGAUUUUUGGUCACUGGUAUGAGCGCCUUCAAAAUAAGCUGAGAAUCAAGAAGCAAAUCAUUGGCCUAUCAUUUAAAAAUUGCUUGUCAUAUCUUCUAUCCCCCAUUGUCUUCCAAAGUUGCCUUUGAUUAGAAUUUUAUGUUUUUUUUGCUAAUUAUCACAUGUAUUAUUAAUUACCUAUGCAUCUAACAGCCUAAACUUGUGUUAAGAUUUCAGAGGAUUCAUUACAAAAUGAUUAAGUGGCCAACUGACAUUUUAAUGCUAUUUAUGAGCAAGUAUAAAUGCUUUUUAAAAAGCAAAGUAUACUAUCCUAAGCCUAUUAAUAGCUCCAACUAUUUUGCAACAAUUGGUGUAAAAAGUAGAAAGUUAAAAAAAUUCAGCAAAUGGAAGAUCAAAGUUUAUUUACUACCUGCAUACAAAAACAUAUUGCACAUCAAACAACCGAAAUUAAAAAAAAAAAAAAAAAGGAAAAAAAA
This is a messenger RNA of Symphalangus syndactylus (siamang), 7647 nucleotides long. It is a transcript of the gene DNAJC19, whose product is annotated as DnaJ heat shock protein family (Hsp40) member C19. Gene Ontology annotation, biological process: protein import into mitochondrial matrix. NCBI's taxonomy places the organism in Eukaryota, Metazoa, Chordata, Mammalia, Primates, Hylobatidae. The record is from RefSeq and is a predicted model, not a curated record. Gene Ontology annotation, cellular component: PAM complex, Tim23 associated import motor. Gene Ontology annotation, molecular function: ATPase activator activity.